This is a messenger RNA of Aspergillus tanneri, 1479 nucleotides long. It is a transcript of the gene mmm1, whose product is annotated as ERMES complex subunit MMM1. The record is from RefSeq and is a predicted model, not a curated record. Gene Ontology annotation, biological process: mitochondrion organization; phospholipid transport. Lineage: Eukaryota; Fungi; Ascomycota; Eurotiomycetes; Eurotiales; Aspergillaceae. Gene Ontology annotation, cellular component: endoplasmic reticulum; ERMES complex. Gene Ontology annotation, molecular function: lipid binding. Bases 1 to 1479 code for a protein of 492 amino acids. The transcript is spliced from 3 exons.
AUGGCCUUCCAGCAAAAUGAAUCUUCGCCCGUUUCGGCUCAGUCCUCAUUAUCGUUUACCCAGGGGUUUCUCCUGGGUCAGCUCUCCGUGGUCCUGUUGAUUGGAGCCUUCAUCAAGUUCUUCAUCUUCGGUGAAGCGCCGCCUCCGCCCUCUCGUGGCCUCCGUUCCGCAACGCACCGACGCUCCAAUUCGAUCUAUACCAUCGCCUCGAAUGAUGGGACCUCCGGGACCUCUAGAUCCUUAAGAGAAAAGCCGUCGACCUCGAACGUUCUUCGUCCCGUCCCGUCGUCGUCGACCAACACUCGAUCCAUCCUCCGGAAGACCUACUAUGGUUCCAUUCCGACCAACCCGCCGACAAAACAUGGCCGCCAUCGGGUCCACCACUCUUCUCAUCAACCUGAAUCACUGGAUUGGUUCAAUGUCCUGAUUGCACAAACCAUCGCACAAUAUAGACAAACCGCGUACCUCUUGAAGGAUUCACCGACGUCUUCCAUUCUCAGCUCGCUCACGGCGGCGUUGAACAAUCCGGAAAAGAAGCCUUCCUUCAUAGACAAUAUCACGGUGACGGACAUAUCCCUUGGAGAGGAAUUUCCGAUAUUUAGUAACUGCCGCAUCAUUGCGGUUGAUGAUCCCAACUCCGACGGUGGAAGACUACAGGCAUUGAUGGACGUGGACUUGAGCGACGAUAACCUAUCGAUUGCCAUUGAGACUUCCUUGCUGCUAAACUACCCCAAACCAUGCUCUGCAAUCCUCCCCGUUGCCCUGUCUAUUUCAGUUGUUCGGUUCUCGGGCACGUUAUGCAUUUCCCUAGUACCAGCGUCGACGCCUCCCCUCCACACGCCGUCACCGUCGCCAUCUCCGCCCACUGCGCACGCAGCCGCCCAUUCUCCCUCACAACCCCAAAACACCGCGGAGGGUGGCCAACCUGACACGGCCAAUAAUCCACAAGUGGACCUUAAACCCGGUACUCGGAAGAGCAAUGUCGCAUUCUCUUUUCUACCGGAUUACCGGCUCGACCUUUCCGUGAGGUCUCUGAUCGGCUCCCGCAGUAGACUGCAGGAUGUGCCCAAGGUGGCACAAUUAGUGGAAGCCCGCGUUCAUGCGUGGUUUGAAGAACGAGUUGUUGAACCCCGUGUGCAGGUGGUGGGGUUGCCGGACCUUUGGCCUCGGAUGGGCCGAACAGGUGUGCGGACUGGUGAGGACUCUGAAACCGGAUCCAAUGCGGCCCCACGGUCUGCCAUGUCCGCCGACGUGGGAAAUCCGCUCCGGGACGAUGAUAGUGACCGAGAACCAGACGGCCUGCGCUACCGUGGACGUCUGGGAAUGCGGCCUCCGUUCGACAGUGUCUCCCGGUCCAGUAGCUUCAAUGUUGAGACGGGGGGGUUCCGCAGUCAUAGUUUGGCUCGAGAGGCCAGCACUGGUGGUAUGAGUGACCAAUUACAAAUGCCAGGUGCUAUGCCUGAUGCAGCGGCACAGUAG